This is a messenger RNA of Saccostrea cuccullata (small rock oyster), 5162 nucleotides long. RefSeq lists its product as uncharacterized. Gene Ontology annotation, molecular function: protein binding. The record is from RefSeq and is a predicted model, not a curated record. The transcript is spliced from 7 exons. The coding region runs from base 1071 to 4808 and encodes 1245 amino acids. NCBI's taxonomy places the organism in Eukaryota, Metazoa, Mollusca, Bivalvia, Ostreida, Ostreidae.
GUGUUAAUGCUAUAUCCUAAAGCGUGAUCUUUGCAGCUCUGGACAAGGGAACCCAUGAAUUGUUAAUGAUGAUCAACUAAAUGCUAAUACACUUUAAAAAGUAAUUUGAUGUCACAAUAGGGUCUUCAUAUUUCUGCUGGAAUUGACACAAUGCGUGCCUACUGAUUUUUCAUACAUUUACCAAAUUACAUUGUUUACAUGUGUUGUGCAUUUGUUGUUGCAGAAACGUUAAACAUAAAAGAUUUGUUGAUUUUUGUUUGAAUGUGAAACAAAAUGUGUCUAUGACACUUAAUUAUGGAUUGUAAUGAAAACCCGUGAAAGUGUUUGAGGGGAUGAUGCUCGAUUUGAUUGAAUUGUCACCAAGAGAAGAAGAAUGAAGAGUUUGCCCUGUGGAAAUGGCCGUACACGACUCAAUUGUUUUUAUUGAUCACUAUCAAUGUACAUUAACACGUCUCUCUCUCUCUCUCUCUGUGAAUGACUUGUUCAUCAGAGCUGGACAUUGUCUCCAAAAAUUAAUUAGGACUGACAUAAGGCCAUGGGAAAGUCGGGCUAACUUCCUAGGACAGUGUGUUCUUGACAUUAUGAGGAAUCAAGGACUUAACAGCUAGUAUAUAUGUAGAUGAUCUUUCCGCAAGGAUUUUGCAUAAUUGAUUUGUGUGUUGGAAAGAGGACACUAAAAUAUAUGAUUAAUGGAAGACCUUACAAAUCCAUAAUGUGAUUAAAGGAAAACAUUUUACUCAACAACAAAAUGGAUCGAUCAUUAUUCAAGAUGGAUGCAUGUACUUUCUUUUCAUAUAUUUAAUUUAAACUUAAAAACUGUUUCAUGUGAUAAUACAAGAAGUGUGAACUAUUUGAGACAGAAUUUUCAAUUGUUCCCAUCGGAACUUGUAGGGUCGAGAUAUCGCAAGAUUCCCACCUUUUAUGCCAUGUAUUGUACCCUUUACUCUGUCAAAAAUGGAUUACCCAAGACUUACAUAGUUGUAACAAAUUGUAUAGACAAACAUUGGCAUUUGUUUGUCUAAGGCAUUGUGACAAACUGUGUGUACUCUAUCUCUGUAUAUAACCAGCUAAUGGUCUGGUUUGCAUACACCGCCAAUCCGACACAACGGACUGGCCUGGAAGAGAGGCAGUGCGGGAGUGUAUCUGUGACAUCAAAAGAUACCGUAAAGAACAUCAAAUCCACCAUCUUGGCAACUAACAUAAAGCACAAAAAGUCCGGCAAACAUGCAUUAGCCCUCGGGACCAGUUUUGGACAUGUGCAUUCCUUUCUGAAGGAUGACCUUCACCUUCUUCAGAAGUUGGAGGAUGGUCAGGAUCAGUGUUUGAUGCUGACAAAGAAACCCAAGUCCUCCGUAAAACAGAUGCUAAAGUCCCAGAGCUGGACAAACCUUACAUCUCCCUCAAACUCUAGUGUCUUUCACAAAACUGAUGAAGAGGACUUCCGCAAAAAGUUCAAAUCUAAGAUGAAGAAGAAGCCAUCAUCUGAGUAUCGCUUAGCUCCUGUCAGAGAUUUGUCACCUCAGAACAACUCAUCUGACGAUGGAGGGUUCCUAAGUCAUCCUCGUACCACGGUCAAUCGCUGGAGGAGAAUGGAUGACACAGUGUCCGACCUCUCUGUGUCCAGUGGCUAUAAAUCCUUAGACAGGAAGGAUCACAAUAGCUUUCUGAGGCGAUCCUCUCAACCAAGAGAGGCACAGAACAACUAUCAACAGCUUCGCAAGGAUGGAAGGCAAUACCAAAGCCACAAUGACAUCUACUUCCAGUCUCCCAAGAAAGUUGUCAACAUACUGUCUGAGGAUGACAGCUGUACCAUAAAGAGUGAUGAAUUUUAUUCAGACACCAAUACCCAAGCUAAUACAACUCUGACUUCAGAGCUUGAUGAAUCAAAAGAUCAAGAAACAGUGGCCAGAUCUCACAGCUUGGGAGAUCUUUCUACUGGUUUGACUUUGUCAUUAGUGGGGCAGAGAAAAGCUGAGAGUAUUCAGAGUCUACCCUUAGCCUCCCAGAAAAAUCCCCCCAGGAAGACAAGUUAUGCCAAACGGAAAGCAGAGGUGAGGAGUCAAGCUAAACACCCUAAAGGCAAUAAAAAUAGACAGAGUAUAGAAAGUCAGAUACAGAGCAUAAUUCAGGCUGGGGAAGAGAGCGAUGUUACGUCAACCACACCUGAGAUGAACGGGACUCCCACCCAGCCCAUUAUCUGCAAAUCAAACAGUAAUUCACAACUGAUGAAAGAAAGUUCCCAAACAUCACUGAAUAAUGUACAUCGAGCAUUAAAAGCAGACUUGCUUCCCGACAAGCAUGGGAUAAGCAUGACAAAAGCCGAGAAAGAAGAGGACAAUUCUUCUGAUAAAAGCAACCAAUCAGCUAGGAGUACUGUCAAAACACCCAACAGACCUCGACGAACUCUUCCAGUGGUGCCAAAAGGUUCGGAGGAGGUUGGAGAGAAGAAGAAGAAGUACAGCGAGAUGAUGAAGAUGAGGGUGUUUCUUCACAGCAGUAACAGCUGUACUUCUUUAUCAAGACAAUCUCUCCUGUCUCCAGGGUCUGAAGGCACAUCACAAAAUGACUCCCAGACAGACACACCAUCAGACAGGGAAGUGUCAGAGCUUUUUAAUGGGCAUUCAACGAAGCCCCUAAGACAGAACCAGUUUACGGAUUCCAACAUUCAUGAUGGUCAGAUAGUCAAUAGCAAUGGGUUAGCUUUCAAUGGGAAUGUGCAUUCCUCCUUACCUUCUGGGGUGAGGUCAUGUGAUUCUGGACAGACUACUAUGAGGUCAUGUGAUUCAGGUCAAGCCACACUGAUGUCACUCAGCAGUACAGUGGAUUCAGGAUAUCUCACCACAGAUGCUGAGAGUGAUAUUUCUUCCUAUACCAGAAGCUUACAGAUAUCUGCUCACAACUUCUAUUCCUCCAACAAAUUAAAUGGCUAUGGACUUGGAGGUGGCCCAAAACAGGAAAGUGAUAGAAGUUUUGUUAGUGCACAGCAGCUGCAUCAAAAGUCACCAAAGCAACAUAUGGCCCCCAUGAAUAACAUGUACCCAAAUAAUAAUCCUGCAAGACAUCCAUUAAAUCCAAUGGUGCAGAAUCACAAUUCUCAAUCUCAGAUGAAUACUUCAUUUACUUCCCAAGUAAAAUCCCCAAACUCUGAAAGACAAGUGUUCAUCCCAAACAAUGUUCAUCAAGAUAAAUCUCUUGAAGUUAUUCGAAGGAAUUCAACUUCAAAUUCUCAGAGUGAAAAAGCAAGGAAUUCUUAUUCACAACCAAAUGAUUUUAACCCUCAAGGCUUGAGACAAAGUGUUUCAAAAGACCUAAAUUCAAAUGAGACAGGACAGAAAGUGAGGCCAUUAUCUGCCCAAACCUCUGGCCUUCGAAUACAAGACAGCACCGUUUCUUCUACUCAACAACUGAUGGAAAAUUCUCAACAUUCUCAAAACUCUGCCAUGCCAUCUUCUGCAGGACACUCUGCUGUCCCAAAGAAAACAGAUCAUCAGUAUUUGAUGAAGUCAAUCUCAGCUGAGAAAUCGGUCAGAAAAGAUCUGAUGGACAAUUUCUCUCCCGAAAAUUGUAUCUCCCAUUCCACCCCUACCUCAAAAGGGCUUUCUUACAGUAAUACUCUUCCAAGAUCUGCUAACCCUUACAAUCAAAAGGCACUGGGCAGUUCUUCGUCUGUCAAACAAUUCUCCAGCCCUCAGCCCGUUAACUUCACAGGGAGUGGUGCUCUUAACUGUGAUAUGAACCAUGUGAAAUCAAAAUAUACUUUGUCUUGCCACACCGAUUCAUCAGAGAAUCAAACUCCCGUCAAUUCCAAUGUGAAAUAUUCCACGGAAAGCUCAGGAUUGAAUAAUAAUAAUACUUACAUGUCUACCUCAGCACCAGGGCUUACUUCGAGUUACGGUGUUCCAAAUAAAUUAUCGGCUAAAGUGUUUAACCAUGACUACGUGAAUGUGCAAGGAAGGGAAAUCAGGCUAGGUGUGAACUAUGAUUCGGUGGAUCCAAAUUCUUCAGACGGUUCCAAUAUUUAUGAGGAAUUUAACCACAACGGUUGUCAAGAAUGCAUUAAGCAAGAAUUUCAAAGUCAGGGACCCCUUUUUCCUAGAAACAAUGUACCUGAGACUGUUUUUGUUCCCCAGAAUGUAGGAAUGAAAGUUCCAAGUCUGUUCCAAUUACUUCAAAGUUAUGACCUUCACCCCUUGUACAUAAAACUCUGUGAUAACCUCCCUGCCUCAGACUUCAUUACAUUCUCUGAUUGCUCCAUUGCACUGCAGAGCAUGAAGCACGACAAAAGAGAUGCCAUAGCAAUAUCUACCCCCCACGGUAAAUGUGCUACAAUAGGGGGUCCUGGAAGUGCCUUCACUCCUGUCAAGAACGCUGUUGUUAGUACGUCCUCGACCUUCUCCAUGGUAACGGUUGCCAACGUUACCACCCCAGCAGGAUGUGACUUUGCAGGGAUUCAGAAAGGGGACAUUGUUAUUGAGGUAAAUGGUGCUACUACAAUGUCCAUCCCUGCCGUGUCACUGAAGGCUGCUAUCCAGUCACAGCCAGGGGACAUCAGACUGCUGAUUGCCAGGCCAAAGGAGGAGAAAGAAAAAGAAAUUGAAACACUGGAGAAGAAAAAUGAAGAAAUAGACAACCUGAAAAAGCAAUUAGCCACCAUGUAUAUGGACCUACAAAAGAAAAAUAGUGCUUUACAGGAGCUAAAUUCUCAGAGAAAUGUGACAAUUAAAACCCGAAAACCAGAAAUUAAUGGAAACGUCAUGAGCCAUGAAGCCAUUUUGAAUGCUUUAAGUGAAGAUGAAUACAUUGUUUGAUUAAUAUUUGUUUGGAGAAUAUUUUAAAUGUUCAUUUUGUCAUGAAUAUUUUUCAUCAUUGAAUCAUUUUUCUAACAGAGGAAAUUCAGAAGAAAUCAAUUAACUUAACUUAUAUAGUCACUCGCUCAUCAGUAACAAUAGGUAUCCAUGUAAACAUUUAAUUAUUUGUUUUUUCUUAGUGCAAUGAGAAGAGAUGUGAGAAUGUUCAGUUUAAUAAGUGAAUUAUUUGUUAUCAUUGCUGAGUUAUAAAUAGAUCUGAUGCAACUUACAGAUAUCACUGUUAGGUUCCCUUUUGCAAUACUGGAAUCAUAUUAUUCUUGUCAGAUGUUUUUGAGUUCAGAAUAAUAAAUUAAG